Peronospora matthiolae is the source of this 285-nucleotide messenger RNA. Lineage: Eukaryota; Oomycota; Peronosporomycetes; Peronosporales; Peronosporaceae. The record is from the annotation of a GenBank genome assembly.
AUGGUGUGGCAGUCGAGGGAUGUGACAGUAAUUCGUUGGGAGAACCCCACAGCUGGUAAUGGACGGAAGCCCAAGCCUCGAGGACGGAGGAGUUACUGGACUCGCGAAGCUCACAUGACUAGGAGAGCAGCGCGAAAAGCGCGUAAAAACGCUGAAGGAAAUGAGGCAGACAAGUUUUGUGACAUGGCAAGCGACGUGCGGGAAGUGGGCCCAAAGAAUUAUAAUCAGGCCAAGAAGUGUGACCAAAAGGACAAGUGGAUGGUCGUGGUGGAAGAAGAGCUGUAA